AUGGUCAUCAAUAUUGCUUCAUUGAAGAGACUGAAUCUGAGGAAUAGUAAUUAUGAAGCUAAUGAUCACGGUUUACUGAUCAGCGCUCCGCUCUUGGAAAGGAUAGAGCUGUCGCAGAAUGUUUUGAAUUUUCAGAUAGAUUCUUCCAGCUUGGUGGAAGCAAUCAUAGAUAUCCAUGUAACAUGUGAGCCCAUUGAAGCGUUCGCUAAUCUUGAAUUUCUGUCUUUAUCAGAAUAUGCCUUAGAUGGUAUGGCGUUUCAUGAGUUCCAUAAUCUGGUAUGCCUGGAAACUACAACAAGCUGUGCAAAUUGGGAUGAUCUGGAAGAGUUGCUUCACGGCUCAAACAAUCUCAAGACUUUGGUAUAUCACAUUGAAGUACCAAUUCUCCACAGGGGUCACAACUGUGAUAAGUCAUUUUCGAAGACUGUUCCGGUGUGUGUGUCUGCGAGUUUGAAGGCCCUUAAACUGACGGGAUUCAUCAAUCAAAACUGUAACUGGACAUUCAUUCAAUAUAUGCUGAAGAACGCCAAAUUCUUGGAGGAAGUGAAGAUCAGGACUUCCUCGAUGUUGAAGAAACGACGCAGCCAUAUUAGAAACAUGUUGAACUGCCCUAGGGCCUCAACAGAAUGCCAGAUUCGUUUUUUCUUGGACUCGACAGGCGAAGAAUAUCGGUUGUGA
Molecule: messenger RNA, 678 nt
Organism: Hibiscus syriacus
Lineage: Eukaryota; Viridiplantae; Streptophyta; Magnoliopsida; Malvales; Malvaceae
Product: F-box/FBD/LRR-repeat protein At4g26340-like
Exons: 1
Coding region: 1-678 (225 amino acids)
Source: RefSeq, a predicted model, not a curated record